This is a messenger RNA of Sardina pilchardus (European sardine), 2803 nucleotides long. It is a transcript of the gene slc9a8, whose product is annotated as solute carrier family 9 member 8. The record is from RefSeq and is a predicted model, not a curated record. The transcript is spliced from 16 exons. The coding region runs from base 106 to 2073 and encodes 655 amino acids. NCBI's taxonomy places the organism in Eukaryota, Metazoa, Chordata, Actinopteri, Clupeiformes, Clupeidae. Gene Ontology annotation, molecular function: sodium:proton antiporter activity; potassium:proton antiporter activity. Gene Ontology annotation, biological process: potassium ion transmembrane transport; proton transmembrane transport; regulation of intracellular pH. Gene Ontology annotation, cellular component: membrane.
CGUGGUGCUCUAGCAUAACAACAUGACAGAGCUCACUGUGACAUCUCUGGACAUGAAAUGGACUUGAAUCGGGAUAAAUAGAGCUUUACAGAUUUUAUAUUAAGGAUGAGAACCUUUUAUUGUUCCUUUGCGGUAUAUCUCAUCUUGUGCUUCAUAAAACCUCAUUCUGGAGAUGAAUUCAAGGCACAGGAUUCAGCUUUGGUUGUGCAUAGGAGGGAAGACGACGCUGGAGCCAGCACCGUGGACCAGGUCGUACACGAUGACAAUCAGCAUUCCCCCAAAUUGACAGACACGGACCAUGCACUCAACCUGCAGUCUCCCGCGGCACAUGCCGAGGAGAUUAAUAGUAGACAGAAUGAAACAGAAAAUUCCAGCAAUGACACACUCCAUCCCACCACCCAUGCGACCAAGGCUGCAACCCCAGUUCCUCCGACAGUGAAGCCCAUCCUUCCAGUGCAGACUGGUGUCAAGGCCCAGGAGGAAGAGCAGUCCAGUGGAAUGACCAUCUUCUUCAGCCUGCUUGUCAUUGGAAUCUGCAUCAUAUUGGUGCACUUGCUUAUUAAGUUCAAACUCCAUUUCCUUCCUGAGAGUGUGGCCGUGGUGUCACUGGGGAUCCUGAUGGGCGCCUUCAUAAAGAUCAUCGAGUUUCAGGAGUUGGCCAACUGGAAGGAGGAGGAAAUGUUUCGCCCCAACAUGUUUUUCCUGUUGCUCUUGCCCCCCAUCAUCUUUGAGUCUGGGUAUUCGCUACACAAGGGAAACUUCUUCCAGAACAUUGGCUCCAUUACGCUGUUCGCCGUGUUUGGGACCGCCAUCUCUGCCUUCAUUGUGGGAGGUGGAAUUUAUUUCCUGGGCCAGGCAGAUGUGAUCUACAAGAUGACCAUGACUGACAGUUUUGCCUUUGGAUCGCUAAUCUCAGCAGUGGACCCUGUAGCCACCAUUGCAAUCUUCAACGCCCUCAAUGUGGACCCUGUGCUCAACAUGCUGGUGUUUGGAGAGAGCAUCCUCAACGACGCCGUCUCCAUCGUCCUCACCAACACUGCCGAGGGCUUCGCUGGCUCUGACAACUCGUCGGUGACAGGCUGGGAGACCUUCCUCCAGGCGCUGGGCUACUUCCUCAAGAUGUUCUUCGGCUCAGCCGCACUGGGCACGCUCACAGGCCUCAUCUCGGCCGUCAGUCUGAAGCACUUUGACCUGAGAAAGACUCCGUCUUUAGAGUUUGGGAUGAUGAUCAUCUUUGCCUACCUCCCCUACGGCCUAGCAGAGGGGAUCAAGCUCUCUGGUAUCAUGGCCAUUCUGUUCUCAGGGAUCGUCAUGUCUCACUAUACCCAUCACAAUCUGUCUCCUGUCACGCAGAUCCUCAUGCAACAGACCCUGCGUACUGUGGCCUUUAUGUGUGAAACGUGUGUGUUUGCCUUCCUGGGCCUGUCCAUAUUCAGCUUCCCUCACAAGUUUGAGCUGUCCUUCGUCAUCUGGUGCAUCGUGUUGGUUCUGUUGGGCCGAGCAGUAAACAUCUUUCCUCUGUCCUUCCUGCUCAACUUCUUCCGGGACCACAAGAUCACGCCUAAAAUGAUGUUCAUCAUGUGGUUCAGCGGCCUGCGCGGGGCCAUCCCCUACGCCCUGAGCCUGCACUUGGGCCUGGAGCCCAUUGAGAAGAGGCAGCUGAUCGGCACCACCACCAUCGUCAUCGUGCUCUUCACCAUCCUGCUGAUGGGCGGCGGCACCAUGCCCCUCAUCCGCAUCAUGGACAUCGAGGAGAGCCAGUCGCGACGCAGGAACAAGAAGGACAUCAACCUCAGCAAGACCCAGAAGAUGGGUAACACCAUUGAGUCGGAGCACCUGUCGGAGUUGACGGAGGAGGAGUACGAGGCUCAUAUCGUCCAGAGGCAGGACCUGAAAGGCUUCAUGUGGCUCGAUGCCAAGUACCUUAACCCCUUCUUCACCCGCAGGCUCACCCAGGAGGACCUGCUUCACGGCCGCAUCCAGAUGAAGAGCCUGACCAACAAGUGGUAUGAGGAGGUGCGACAGGGCCCCUCCGGCUCCGAGGACGACGACGACGAGGCCGAGCUCCUCUGAGCUCCACGAAGGUCAAAGGUCAAGGCAGGGUCAAGGGUCAAGGUUGUGCACUUGACCCCAACGGCAGUCAGUGGUACCAGCGCAGAGGCGUGGCCUCUACUAACCUGCACAUGAGCACUUGGUGGAUCCCAACCACUUGACCCACACAGCGCACCCCUCCUCUGGAGCAUACCAUUGAGCCAAAUGGGGCUGCAGUGUCAGGAACGCUGUGGGACAACGCAGCUGUUAUGGGAUACGGGGGUGGACUUACUGACACUGUGGAAGUGUUGGAUGAAAAAGGUGAAUAAUGACAGGGAUUGUAACGGGAACUCCAUUGAAGAAUUAACGUUUUAUUUUUCAGAAAAAAAGGACAGGUGUAAUGAAACUGUUCUUGUGCACAUUUUUCUGUGUUGGAACUUUUUUUUUCUUUUUUCACUUUGUGUGUCAGAUUUAUGGAGGGAAGGCAGCACUAGUGAAUGUUUUGCUUUAGACUUUUGAUCGUAAAUGUGAAAUGCUUGUAACACUUGUUUUUUUGUAUUUAUUGGGAGAGGGAUAAUGCUAAUAUGUCUUACACAAAUCUUUCACAUGCUUUAAUUUUGAUGAUUCAUUUUGUAUUUGUUUACAUGAACGAAUUGAUGGAAGAUAAUGUUGGGAAAGCAGAACACAGUUUCAUUAUGAAUGUUUGUAUGUCGAGGAAAUGCUUUUAUAAUGUGCAAUCAGUAGUUGUAAUAAAACUCACACCCUCACUCUA